Messenger RNA from Endocarpon pusillum Z07020, 822 nucleotides. RefSeq lists its product as uncharacterized. The record is from RefSeq and is a predicted model, not a curated record. Lineage: Eukaryota; Fungi; Ascomycota; Eurotiomycetes; Verrucariales; Verrucariaceae. Gene Ontology annotation, cellular component: fungal-type vacuole; plasma membrane. The coding region runs from base 1 to 822 and encodes 273 amino acids. The transcript has 3 exons.
AUGGACUGCACAAGGAUCUCACCAGAGUGCCCUAUAGAAGAGACCAUCUAUGGCUACUACCCAAACCUCGCAGCCAAUGCCGCCUUUGCAGCCUUCUUCGGCGUCUUUAUGAUUGUCAACAUCUUCUUCGGUGUCCGCUAUCGCUCAUGGACCUUCCUUAUUGCUAUGACAGGUGGUUGCCUUGGUGAGGCGGUGGGAUACGUUGGUCGAGUGUUGCUGAAUGACAACCCUUUCAGCGAGGGUGGCUUUAAUAUGCAAAUCAUUUGCCUGACGCUGGCUCCUGCAUUUAUCGCUGCUGGAAUCUAUCUCACCUUGAAACAUGUCGUCAUCUGCUUCGGCGAAGAGCACUCCUACCUCAAGCCCAGAUACUACACCUGGUUGUUCAUUUUCUGUGACUUGGUCUCCCUCACCUUGCAGGGUGCUGGUGGAGGCAUUGCUGCAACCACGACCAACGGCUCGUCGGAGCAGGCCGUUGGAAACGAUCUGAUGAUGGCUGGCUUCAAGCUCUUCCUCGGAGGCUUUUUGCUCGCCUUUGUCACCAUGUUCAUUCGUUGUGUGUAUCGGAUCGCCGAGAUGGCUGGCGGAUGGGGGAAUUCAAUUAUGCAGAGUGAGUUGGAUUUCAUUGUUCUUGACAGUGUCAUGAUCACCAUCUCAGUUCUAGCAAUGACGAUCUUCCAUCCUGGCUACUGCUUUCCUCAAAUGGUUUCGCAAGCAAAAAGAUCAAGGCUUUCCGACAUUGAAAAGAAGACGUCUAGCGAGACUUCAGUGGAGGAAAGUUCUCAGCCGGCCAAGCGGUCUCGAUUUGGAAGAUGGCGUUCAUGA